AUGAAGGAGAACAGACCCCGCAAUGGAGGAAUCUGCGUGGCUAACCACACUUCCCCGAUUGAUGUCAUAAUCCUGGCCAGCGAUGGCUACUAUGCGAUGGUGGGCCAGGUUCACGGAGGGCUGAUGGGGGUGAUCCAGAGGGCGAUGGUGAAGGCUUGUCCUCACGUCUGGUUUGAACGCUCGGAAGUGAAGGACCGCCACCUCGUGGCCCGAAGGUAUCGGAAGGAAGGAGGAGAAGAAGGCCGGAAGGAGAGGCUGGCCCUCAAGAAGGUGGAGUGCAUUGACGAGAAGCAUGCCAACGACGCUCUCAGAGAAGCGCUUCCUCUGCUGAAGGUGCAGCACCGGCAUGUCUGGCCCUAUAAGGAGAUGUUCAUCUCUUGGGACAACAAGAGGUCCUCGGUGUGGCUGUGCCUGGUGGCGCCCUUCUCGGAGGCAGGCGACCUGGCCACCCUCUUCCAGGCCUGGAGGUGCCGGCAGCUCAAGGCCCCCAAAAAGGUGAUUCAGAUCUUCCUGGGGCAGAUGGUGGACGCCUUGGUGUUUCUCCACCAGCAGAAGAUUAUUCACAGAAACAUCAAGCCGUCCAACAUUCUCCUGUCUGGUGAGGGGGAGCCCUCUUUCCUGCUCUGUGACUUCGCCCCCGAGUGCCUCAUGACGGAUGAACCCAAGUGGCAGAUCCGGGUCAAGGAAGAUCCGCACUUUGAGUCCUGGAUGGCCCCAGAGACUGUGGCGUUCUCCUUCAGUGACAAGGCGGACAUCUGGUCUCUCGGCUGCGUCCUCCUCCAGAUGAUCGGAUGCAAUCGGGUCAAGGGCAGGGACCUGCUCCCGCUGCUGCAGGGCCUGCGUGCGGACAGCACCCGCCUGGAGGAGGCUCUGGGGGUCACCAAAUGCAAGGAGAAGCCUGUGGCCUCAGUCCUGAGGGCCAUGCUCCAGGGGCAACCCUCCAUGCGACCUUCUGCAGAGGAGCUGGUGGAGCUUCCCUUCGUCCGAGAGGCCCUGAUCCUUGCUGGGUCUCCCCUGGUCAAGGUCAAGAAGAGCCUCCCUCCGGGGUUACUAGAGGUCAUCCUUGAUGGCGGGAUUCAGACGGUGCUAGAAUUCAUGGUAUCUUACCAAGACAUAGAGGAGGCCCAAGAGAAGAGCAUUGAGCGCCUUAUCAGCCUCUUGAAGGAAGCCAAAGUGGUCAGUGUGGAGGCCUUCGUCGGACUCCUGGACCCUGUGACCCAGGCCAUGGCGGACCAUGUGGAGGCCCCCGAGGUCCAGUUAGCGGGGCUCUCCUUCCUGAUGGAGGCCCUUGGCAGAGCCAUGGGGCAGCAGGACCUGACAGCGGAGCUGCUGUCCUGCAAGAGUGUCCUGAGCUCCCUCUUGGGCUCCCUCCGGCGCCACCAGGACAACGAGGCCCUGGCCUGGAGCACUGCCACCCUCUUCAUGAUGAUGUCCACCAACGCGGUGGCUGCGGAGGCACUGCGGGAGGCGGGAGUCUUCUCGGAAAUGCUGUCUGCCCUACACCGCUUCGCCCACAACAAGGAGGUCUGCCUCUCCUGCUGCGGAGUCAUUUGGAGCCUGAUGGCCAGCCUGACGAACCCGGCCGCAGUCCCACUGAAGGAGGCCCUGGAGGCCGUGGCCCUCGUCCUUCACGGCAACAUGGAGCACGGCGAAGUGGCCGAAGCCGCCUGCUGUGCCUUCUGGGCCCUGGCCCUUCACGGUAUUGCGGAGGAAGAGGCCCACGACCCUUACGCCUUGCUGCUGAUGGAGGCCCUUCGGCGGCACAAGGAGCGCCCCAUCCUGGCCAAGAACGCCUGCCUGGCCCUGGCCGCCCUCCUCCGGACCUCAGACCUCUCAGGAUUCCGCUUUAUCCUGACCGACGCGACGGGGAGCGGGAUGAGCCUCUUGAAGGAGAUCUACCGGCUGCACCGCGAAGACCCCGAAGUCGUGGAGGACCUCUGCCUCCUCGUCCAGGAGAUGCUCAAAUACGACGGAAUCGUGGUGGAGAUGGCCUCCCAGAACAUGGCGGAAAUGCUGAGCGAAAUGAAGGACCGGUUCACCUCCAGCCUGGUCAGUAAGCGGCAGGAAUGCCCAUACGCCACUCAAUGAUCAUCCCAAAGGCACAGA
Anolis sagrei ordinatus is the source of this 2106-nucleotide messenger RNA. NCBI's taxonomy places the organism in Eukaryota, Metazoa, Chordata, Lepidosauria, Squamata, Anolidae. The record is from RefSeq and is a predicted model, not a curated record.